GGUUGAUUUUAUUACUUUUAUGUAGGGGACAGUGGUGACGAGAUGUAAUUCGUGAAGGUACUUUACAAGGGAGGCAUACAAAAAUUGUUGUUAGGGGGUUAAAAUUGGGGAUAAUUUUAUUUAUUGUUUCUGAAUUAAUAUUUUUUGUAUCUUUUUUUUGAACAUUUUUUCAUUCUUCUCUUUCUCCAAAUAUUGAAAUUGGGAGAGAGUGGCCCCCUCAAAAUAUUGAACAGUUUAAUCCUUAUCAAUUACCAUUAUUUAAUACUGUAAUUUUAUUAUCUUCUGGAGUUACAAUUACAUGAAGACAUUAUUCAAUUUUAAAUAAAAAUUGAGGGAGAGCCAAAUUUAGAUUAUUGAUAACAAUUUAUUUAGGAAUGUUAUUUACUUGUAUUCAAAUGUUUGAGUAUAGGGAGGCAACAUUUAUAUUUAGGGACUCAAUUUUUGGAUCAAUUUUUUUUUUAACAACUGGGUUUCAUGGAAUUCAUGUAGUUGUUGGUUCAAUUUUUUUAUUAGUAACUUGAUUACGGUUAAGAAAAUUUCAUUUUAGGUCCUUUCAUCAUUUUGGGUUUGAAGGAGCUUCAUGGUAUUGACAUUUCGUUGAUGUUAUUUGAAUUAUUGUUUACUCAAUAGUAUACUGAUGACAUUAUUAAAACUAUUAUUAAAAAUAUUAUAUAAAAUUUAUUAUAAUUUAAUAAUAGUUUUAAUUUUUUAGUUAUAUAAAUAUAUUUAAUUAUUUUUAUAAAUUUAAUUUUAAUUUUUUUGGGAGUAUUAAUUUUAUGUAUUAAUAUAAUUUUGUCAAAAAAGAGGUUUAAACUUCGGGGGAAGGUCUCAACUUUUGAGUGUGGGUUUGACUCAUUAUCACUAAUUCGGGUCCCCUUUUCUAUUCAGUUUUAUUUAAUUAGAAUUAUUUUUUUAGUUUUUGAUGUAGAGAUUACUUUAAUUUUGCCAGUGGUUAAGUUAUUUAAGUUUAAAGAAUUGAAUUUUAAAUUUAUUUUUUAUUUCAUUUUAGUUAUUUUGUUGGUAGGGGUUUAUUAUGAAUUAAAAGAAGGGUCUUUAAGGUGAGUUUAAGG
Molecule: messenger RNA, 1070 nt
Organism: Leptopilina boulardi
Lineage: Eukaryota; Metazoa; Arthropoda; Insecta; Hymenoptera; Figitidae
Product: cytochrome c oxidase subunit 3-like
Exons: 1
Biological process (GO): mitochondrial electron transport, cytochrome c to oxygen
Cellular component (GO): membrane; mitochondrion
Molecular function (GO): cytochrome-c oxidase activity
Source: RefSeq, a predicted model, not a curated record